AAGUUCCAACCCGGACUCUAGGUGGUGCAUCCUGGGAAAUAAACCAACAUGGGGAUUGGAUCCAAGUCGCACCAUGCAGCACUAACACCAUGAUGACUGACUGAGCGAGGCACGGGGACAAUAAUAACAAUCAUCACCCACUAAUCUGAUAUUAGGAGCGAGCGUGCCGAUCGGCCCUGAGCCUCGUCGCUGAGCCUGGCGCCCUUUUCCCGGUACCCGCACCGAGAAUGUGAGUGCUCGCGCUCGGCUGCGCGGUCGUGUGCGUGCGUGCUUUAGGAAGGUCGAUCGGGGGAAGCGCGUCGCCCGACAUCUCCGCCGGGGGAUGGACAGGAAUUACCCGGUUUCCAGCUUCGCGGAGCCGCUGGCUUCUGCAGCGCAGACCGCAGCCUGGGCCUACGAGCGGGGCGCCGGCAGCGCGAAGCCCAGCUUGAACUAUGGAGCCACACAUCCAGAUUCGGAUCUUGUCCACCGCCAGACCUACGCAUCCACUCCUCAGCUUCCCUCAUACGCUACUACCCAUCACCCCAUAGGGCUGCCUGGAAUCUUUGAUACUGGUUUGCAUGCUGCUGGCAAUAACACUACUGAAACAUCAGUCAUGAGCUUCCUUUCUGCCAUUGACUCCCGUACUGGACAGGCUGGACCUGCGACUGCUUCCCUUCUCCCUCAGUUCAGGACACCAUCAUGGCAGACAGGCACAAAUUCGACAUCUACUACCGAACUGUUUGUUGCUGGAGCCCUCCCUUCAUCUGGAACGUUUCCCACACCUGCAGCUCUCCCCACCUAUCAGCACCCCAACACGUUUUCCGCUCGGAGUUUUGCCACCACCCCCUCCCUAGCAGUUCAGGAUACCACGUUUAGCACAUCCACAAAUGGUUUGCUGUCUCCCCAUGACCCCUUGCUGCAAAUUAAGUCAGGUGGCCAAGGUACAGUGCCCUCUACCCUGACUUAUGACCGCCUUGGCACCCCGGCAUUGAGUGUUGGCCUUCCUCCACAGUCCUCCACAUAUCGCUCUGCCCAGGAGUCAGCCCCUCACCUGCUGCAGCCUCAGUUCAGCCUGCUGCCCUCAGCCCUGGGUGGACCUCAGCAAACCCCACAGCCUUACAGCGCCUCUGUCUUCACUGGCUCAAUAGAGAGAGCACUUCAGCGGGAAUGUAGUGUGAUUAAGCACCAUCAGCGGCCUUCCAGUACUCCAUCAGUUCAGGCACAGCUGCAAAGCAGCACCCAGCAUUCCUUGCAGGGGUAUCUAGCCAACGAAAGCGAGGCCUCAUUUCAGGACCCCUCGCAGCAGCCGGCUGUCCCCUGCAGCCCCUCAGGAGAUAAUACUCAGGUGAGCAGUGGUGGACUACAACAGAAAACAUCUCAAGCCACACUGGAGCAAACUCAGGCUUAUUCCUCCUCCAUCCCCUCACCCAGAUUUUCGCCAGUGUCCAGUGCAAAAACCAGUGACUCUUCUUCCAAAAAGAAUCACCUUCCUCCCGAAGUCACUAAGUCUCACAGCACCUCCCCUGAUCAACAGAUUCAAAGCUACCCCUCACCUGCCCCAAAGCAGAACACUGUCAUUGCCAGUCAGUCACAGACUUACAAAUCUGCCCAGUUGCCCAGUCUGAUGUCUGUCAGUCCCUCGCAGAACUAUGUUACGUCACAAAGCCUGCCAAGCAGCAUCAGCCAUCCACAGCUGUAUUCUUCCAGUCAGUCAGAGAAGUUGCCUUCUUUGUAUAAGACUCCUACUUCUUUUACUGGCCAAUCAAGUAGUGUAUCCCCUGCGAGCCAGGCUCUUGUUUACUCUUCCAGUCAGCAACAGGGCCUUUCUUCAACAGCACAUAGAGAGGACUAUGGGGUUCAAGGGCAGGUACUGUGCCCAGGGAACCCCUCCCAGAGCUAUUCCUCCAGCCACUCUCAGGAUAUGCCAACUGUGAGUUAUUCUGCUCAGUCCCAGGAUCUAGCAACGGUCAGCCCCUCUCAUAGCUAUGGUUCAGGACAAUCUUCUACUCUGACAUCACAGUCCCUCUCCUUCUCUGCCACUCGUGCCCACAGUUUGCCAACGCUGCAGCAAGCCGAGGACUACAUACUUACACACCCUUCCUCUGAUAGUAAGACAGAAAACACAUUGUCACCACAGCCUCAGAAGUAUGGGAAUCCAGUGCAUUCGCCUCCUUUUUCCUCGAACCCUCAUUCACAAGCCUUACAGAAUAACAGGUCUUCAACUGACUUAAAGCCAUCUUAUGGCAGAAAUAAAACGGGAUCUGAUACAUAUGUUGCCACAAAACAGGAAAGUGGUGAGUUUUCUGUGCAGGAUUUGCAGACCUUACAGCAGACCUCCCUGGAGGCUUCAGCUCAGACACUCGUGGGUGGUGACAUGGGAGCACAGCACCAUGUUGUGUAUGUUGUCUCCAAAAUGGAUGAUCGCUACAACUCGCAAAGUGUGAUCCGGAGUAGCUUGCGUCCUGAGGACCAGAUUGCAGGCAUGUCACUUUCUGAAUCCAAAAAGAAUGAAAGAAUAGAUUCUUUGAGCCAUCAUGGGCAGCAUGUAUUGAGUGCAAACAGUCAAGUAGACCUAGAGUCAAAGAGGAACUCUCCACAAAUGCAGUCUUCCCACUUAACCAUGAGCUCAGAGGAGCUUAAGCAGCACCCUCUCCAAUACAAAGAUCUUGAGUUUCGACCACAGACCCUUCACAAUGAAUCCAUAGGCGUACAGCACGGUCAGAUUCAGGCUACACCUCAAACACAGUUUAUUCGGCUCCCCAGUGCCCAAGUUCUGCUGGAGCCCCAAAAAGACCUACAGAUGAUCCUACUGCAGCAGCCGCUUGUAACCCCAAACAUGGACCCAUCCAAGGUUUCAAAUCAGAUGCAGCAGGUGCCGGUGCAAUACCUUCAAAUUGAAGAUCAAAUUGUUAGCACCAACAGUGGACAGAGCCAGCAACAGAUGACUCUUCCUCAGAACUCUGAUAUCCUGAAAAUGGAUCUCUCAGAUUCAUCGAAGUUGCUCCAUCAGCAUCUCAUUCCGAAAGAAAACUUCAGCCAAGUGAAUCAUGAUGGAAAGCAUCACUUUGCCCUCAGCUCCAUCUGUUUUCCUGACUCUAUGCUCCUUGGGGAUGAGAGGAACAUCCUGUCCAAUGUAGAUGACAUCUUAGCUGCCACUGCUGCUGCCUGUGGAGUCACUCCUCAGGAUUUUGUGAAAGCCACCUCAUCUGAAGGAGAGAUGCAAUCACUAGCAAGCCCAGCUGAUUCAAAAGGCCCCUUCCAAUUGGUAGAGGCCAGACACAUAUCCCCCAGUUUCUCCUCUCCGCAUUCAGUUGUUGCCAACACUCAAACUGUGACAAUGUCACAGAAUGGUGGACAGUUGGUUUCAGGCAUCCAUUUGUUGCCUAAAGGGGGUCUUCAGGGUCAUCAAGAACUUGAGUUGUUAAAUUCGCAUGGACAGGCAGGACUGACAACAUCCGUUUCCUCUGCUGUGAGUGAACGGAUGGUGAUCCCUACUCAAAAGCCAAGAAACAGUAGCCACAAUUCAGUGGAGAACAGGGAGGUAUCAGAGGAGCACACAGUGAACCACAGAAAUGGGGUGGACUUUAACCCAAGUGGGAAAAGAAAUAAGGGUGCCACCACUGAAAAUGACUUCAACCUAGCUAGCAAGGACACCAAUCCCAUUGGACUUGCGAGCAAAACCAAGUUGUCUGCGGGAAAGGGGCAGGCUCAGAGUAUAGAAUUAAAGAAUUCUGAAAUGGAGAAUGCCAUAGAUUCUCCCAACAAUGGUUGCCCUAAGAAGAAGGCCAAAUCCAAGGGAUCCACAAAGGCAGUGGGUGAGGAGGAGAAUAGUCAUCCAAAGCCUCUGAAGCGCAGCAGCCAAGGGAAGCGACAGAACUCCCGUGGGAAUGACACAAACUCACCGUCUACCUCUGACAGCUGCUAUGAUGGCUACCAGCAGCAAGAGAGGAUGCGGCAGAAAAUCAGAGAGGUUGAGGAAAAACAGCCAGAAGUGAAAACUGGAUUCAUUGGAUCCUUUUUAGAUUUCCUUAAGUCUGGGCCCAAACAACAGUUCUCUUCUCCACCUAUAAGAAUGCCAAAUCGCUCCAGGAAGUCGUCGUCGUCUUCCUCCAGACGCCCUUCUUGUCCUCUGCCCUUGCCUUCUAGACCCCAGCCUCCAGCUGUUCCACUGAUAUCACUGGAAUCUAGCAGCUCUAGUCCAUCUAAGCGGCUGGAUGAUGAACUUAACAGGAACCUGGAGACCUUGCCAUCUUUUUCCUCUGAUGAGGAUGAUUCUAUGGGAAAGAAUCAGGAUCUUCAGAAGAGCAUCAAUUCAGCACUUUUUUCACUAGAUGAAACUGCAGAUAAGAACAAAAAAUCAGUGGCUGAGAAGAAAAUUUCAGGUGCCACUGUAAAACCAGAGAACUCCCCCGGUAUGUCUCUCCCAGUACACGUGGCACAAGAUCAACCACCUGCUGCAACUGCAGAGCCUUCUCUGCAGGAUUUCCUAAAAGACGUCCCGCUGGACCAGCUUGCAGUGCAGCUGACAUCUGUGGCCAUUGAAGGGCUGACAGACGAAGACCUGUCGGAUAGCGGAGGGGAGGGAAUGUACCGUGAACGAGAUGAGUUUGUUGUCAAAAUUGAGGACAUUGAAUGCCUGAAGAUGACACUUAAAGCUGGACGAGAGCCCCCCGCUAUAUGGAAGGUUCAAAAAGCCUUGCUGCAAAAGUUUGUGCCAGAGCUAAGGGAUGGAACCAGAGUGUUUUCAGCCACCAAUAGUUAUUUAGGCUACUUUGGUGAUGCAAAGACCAUGUACAGACGAGUCUAUGUGAAGUUCAUCGAUACUGUGAACAAGAGAGAGUAUGUGCGCGUCUGCAGCAGGAAGCCAAGGUGUAAGCCAAUGCACUCCAUGAGGGGUUCACAGGCUAAAGCUCUACUGGGCCACAAGGUGGUGUCUAGUUCAGGGGUUGUCCUGCCUGUGCAAAAACCUGUGGCUAGUAGGCCAUCCUUCAAACCCAAAGCCAAGCAGGCCAAGGCCAGAGUGGAGCCACCACCCAAGAAAAGGAAAAAGUGGAAGGAAGAGUUGUCAUCCUCUCCCUCUGAAUCAUCGCCAGAGGCCGUGAGUGAAGACGAUGAGUUCACUCCUCCAGUCCCCUUCGCCUCGCGCUUCCUCAACACAAGGACAAUGAAGGAGACCUUCAAGAGCUUUGUGGAGCUGUUGAUUAGCUUGGCCCUAGAUCCUGAUGUGAUGGACACACUGGAGAGGGAAAAUGAUGAGCUUCUGCUGCCACAUGUGAAGAAGGUGGAUGGGAUGAUCACAGACAACAGGAGAAGGCUGCUGCCCAAACUGCGCAUGGGUCAGCUCUUCAAGAAUGCACUGGACAUCUUCCCAGAGUUCUCGCUGGUGACUGAACUGAAAAAGGAUGGAGAAACGCCAGCCUUUAAAGUGCGAUUAGGUGGAAAAGCCUACAACAAGAAAACCAUGAGGCCUUCUAAAGUCACCAGCAAAUUACCACUGGAAUACACAGUGGAAAAGGAGAAGACGCAGUGGAUAUCACUUUAUCAUUCACUCCAGCACUACAAGUACCAUACGUAUCUGAUGUGCAAAGACGAGAUUGCGUCUCUCCAGACAGGGGGGCGGGACUUGGGCCAGGAGGAGACGGUUCAGCUGUGCAUGCGGGAUGGCCACUGGGUUGAGAGCCUCUUUGAGAAGUUCGGCCACCUGCUUACACAGGUGCAGCAGACCUGCUUGUAGCUGGAGAGGAAACGGCCAGAGAGACUCAGACAAAGGCACUUCUGAAUUCUUUAAGCAUUGUUAAAGCACUAAUGGACACGUGGUGAAGGCCUACACCUGGGUUGGUGUGUUGCUGUCAGGGCGAUGAGUAUGUUUGGCUCAGUGGUGGGCACAGUAAAUUGAACAGAAGCUUGAAAUUGUCAAAGUAGAGCAACUUCAGACACAUAGAUGGUUAUUAUAUGUUAGUUUUUUUUUUUUUUUUCCCUUCAUUUUGAGUCUUGACAGAUCAAGCAUAGAAGUCUACACUAUCAGUUAAUGAACUUUUUUUGCAUAUUUUGUUUCUCAUCACUAUGUAUUGCCACUGUGACAAUGAUUAUGAUGAUGAGGAGGUGAGUGUGUAGAUAUAUACUGUAUGUCUAUGUUUGUUUGCAUACACACAUAUAUGUUGUAUGGAAAAACAUCCAUUCCUACAAUGGAGUGCCAAAUUUAUGUAGAAUAUUGUAUAUUAUGUAAAGAGAAGUUUUGUCAGUAUAUUCUUAAAGAAAUUUAC
Scleropages formosus (Asian bonytongue) is the source of this 6245-nucleotide messenger RNA. It is a transcript of the gene qser1, whose product is annotated as glutamine and serine rich 1. Bases 323 to 5716 code for a protein of 1797 amino acids. The record is from RefSeq and is a predicted model, not a curated record. NCBI's taxonomy places the organism in Eukaryota, Metazoa, Chordata, Actinopteri, Osteoglossiformes, Osteoglossidae. The transcript is spliced from 13 exons.